Limanda limanda (common dab) is the source of this 741-nucleotide messenger RNA. RefSeq names its product claudin-14-like. Gene Ontology annotation, biological process: bicellular tight junction assembly; cell adhesion. Bases 1 to 741 code for a protein of 246 amino acids. The record is from RefSeq and is a predicted model, not a curated record. Gene Ontology annotation, molecular function: structural molecule activity. Gene Ontology annotation, cellular component: plasma membrane; bicellular tight junction. Lineage: Eukaryota; Metazoa; Chordata; Actinopteri; Pleuronectiformes; Pleuronectidae. The transcript is spliced from 2 exons.
AUGGCCAGCAUGGCGGUUCAGCUCCUCGGUUUCUUCUUGGGCCUGCUGGGGUUUGUGGGAACCGUGGCUGCGACUCUGCUUCCCCACUGGCGCAGCACGGCCUAUGUGGGCGCCAACAUCAUCACAGCCACUGCCUAUAUUAAAGGCCUGUGGAUGGAGUGUGUGUGGCACAGCACUGGCAUUUACCAAUGUGAGGUGUAUAGAUCUCUGCUGGCGCUGCCACAGGACCUGCAGGCUGCCCGGGCUCUCAUGGUGCUCUCCUGCAUCACCUCAGUCCUGGCAUGUGUGGUGUCUUUGAUGGGGAUGAAGUGUACCCGCUUCGCACGUGGCUCCAUGAUCAAGUCUCCGCUGGCGAUGAGCGGAGGGAUAUGUUUCCUCUGUGCAGGCGUCCUCUGUCUAGUCACCGUAUCCUGGACCACCAAUGAUAUCAUAAUGGACUUCUACGACCCCUUCCUCCCCAUCGGGCUGAAGUAUGAGAUCGGCCUGGCCGUGUACCUCGGAUACGCCUCAGCCUGCCUCAGUCUGAGCGGAGGGCUGGUGCUGUGCUGGAGCAGCUGUGGUGACAGGUCACGGAGUCCACCUCGUAUUCAGAGGAGUCAACCAUCAUCGCCUCCUCCUGCCUUCAACCACAUAUACCCCCCUGCUCCACCAUACAAGCCCCCUGAGGCCUUGAAGGACAAUCGUACUCCAUCAAUUAGCUCCCUUUCCAGCAAUGGAUACAGGCUCAAUUACUAUGUCUGA